Messenger RNA from Monodelphis domestica (gray short-tailed opossum), 2614 nucleotides. It is a transcript of the gene SPDEF, whose product is annotated as SAM pointed domain containing ETS transcription factor. The record is from RefSeq and is a predicted model, not a curated record. Gene Ontology annotation, biological process: regulation of transcription by RNA polymerase II; cell differentiation. Lineage: Eukaryota; Metazoa; Chordata; Mammalia; Didelphimorphia; Didelphidae. Gene Ontology annotation, molecular function: sequence-specific DNA binding; DNA-binding transcription factor activity, RNA polymerase II-specific. Gene Ontology annotation, cellular component: nucleus.
UGCUGACUUCCUUCCAAUACAUACCUGCACACCACCCUCUCCAGAGCUGCCCCGACAGCUCUGUCCCCUGAGCUGGGCAUUGCCCCCUCCCACCCUCCAGGGGCUGGGCAUAGCCACAGCCCUGGCAGGUGGCACUGGGCAGGGGGCAGGUGGCACUCUGAGGACAGCACAGCCUUUAGUCAGAGCACCUGUCUCCCCUUCCUUCCUGCUCCCUGAUCUUGGGCACCGCACAUAGGGUGGCAUUGCCCGCCGUGCCAAGACCCAUCACUGCCUUUGCCUCCUACCUUGUCCUCCCUAUGCCCAGUCUGCACUCCUAAUGCCUGACUGAGGAGGUCUAGCAUCCACAGCUGUCCUCACCUCUUCCUUCUCCCUGGGAUUGGUGCUUCUGCUGCUUCUGAGGACUCCCUGGGCACGGGACACCUAACGGCACCAUGCCAACUCAGAGACUCCCAGCCAGCUAAAUUGAAGAGCAAGAUAAGAACAGAUGGGACCAUCGAGGUAUGCAAGGACAUGUGCCCCAGUCCUCCAGUGCUGCCCGUCUUCCUUGACUGACACCUCGGUCAACCUGAGUGGAGCCAUGGGCAGCGCCAGCCCCGGCCUGAGUGCCCCACCACCAACCCGCCACCUCUUGCCUGACACAGGGCUAAGGACCAGCCUGGAAAAGGGGUCAGGGGCUGAGAGGAGAGGCUGGAGCCCCAGCCCCCCAGCCACACCUGAGCAGGGUUUGCCGGCCUUCUACCUCUCCUACUUUGAUAUGCUAUACCCUGAAGAGGGAACCUGGGGUGGGAAGGAUCCUGUCGAUGGGGGCCGUGAAGAGGCCCCCAAGGAGCCAGAGCAGUGCCCCAUCAUCGACAGCCAGGCCCAGGGGGCUGGUCUAGACUACCCCCCAGGUAACCUGACCCUGGAAGAGCACUCAUUAGAGCAAGUACAGUCCAUGGUGGUCGGGGAGGUGCUGAAGGACAUUGAGACUGCCUGCAAGCUGCUCAACAUCACUGCAGACCCCAAUGACUGGAAUCCUGGAAAUGUGCAGAAGUGGCUGCUUUGGACGGAGCACCAGUACCGGCUGCCUCCAGUGGGCAAAGCCUUCCAAGAGCUGGGGGGCAAGGAGCUGUGUGCUAUGUCAGAAGAGCAGUUCCGCCAACGCUCCCCCCUAUGUGGUGAUAUUCUGCAUGCCCACUUGGAUAUCUGGAAAUCAGGCUGGUGUCUCUGUGAUUCUCAUCAAGCCCUUCCUUCUGCUACAGCCGCCUGGAUGAAAGAGAGAACUUCAGGAGCUCUGCAUGUCUGUGCAGUAGGGAGUGAGGAGACCUGGAACAACAAUGAAGUGGACUCUUCCUGCUCUGGCCAGCCUAUCCAUCUCUGGCAGUUCCUUAAAGAGCUCCUGCUCAAACCACAUAGCUAUGGCCGCUUCAUCCGAUGGCUCAAUAAGGAGAAAGGCAUUUUCAAGAUCGAGGACUCAGCCCAGGUAGCCCGGCUGUGGGGCAUCCGCAAGAAUCGCCCGGCCAUGAACUAUGACAAGCUGAGCCGCUCCAUCCGCCAGUAUUACAAGAAGGGGAUCAUUCGCAAACCUGACAUUUCCCAGCGAUUGGUUUACCAGUUUGUGCAUCCUGUCUGACUGGGAGCAUCUCUGGGUACCGGCUGGGAGCCAGAAGAGGGACAAAGCAAGACUGGUGCCCUGAUCUCAUCCCACUGGCUUACCUCUCCCUCAGCUUUGCCCCCCCAACCCCAUCUGAGGCUCUGCCUACUCUACCCAGAACCCCCUGUCCUGAGUCAGAGCCACUGGGAACUGCGCUCAGGCUAAGGGGACUGGUAAGGCUCCACUCUAGAUUGGCUCCUUGCCCCAGCUCAGAGCUGAGCCCUGUCCAAGGUACAAGGGGCCUGUGUUGGGGAGGGCUUCUCUUUGAACAAGCACAAAUAUAUUCCUUGGGGACUGGAACCCUCUGAGGGUGGGGUCUUUCUCUGACCAAAUUGCUGACCUGACUCUCCUCAAAAAAUGUUCACCUGCUCCCAUACUUACCCAUGAGGGAGAGAGAACACACACACACACACACACACACACACACACACACACACACACACACACACACACACACACGAACGCACAGGAGUCCCUGGGACCCAAGACUUCCUUGGAAUGACCUCACAAGGGAGGACUCUUCCAGCUCUUCCUUGUUGCUCUUCCCAUUCCCUAGGACCUCCCUGGGACCCCAGCCCAACAAGAGUCUCCCAGGGCUCCUUGCUGCCAGUUAUCAGUCUCUCUAUUGACAAUUCAUCUCAUAAAGGUUCACUGGGAACCUGGUCUGUGCUUGGGCUUGGUAGGGGUGGGGGUGGGUGGGAGGAUGGGUGCUAGGGAAAUCCAAGGCUCCUCCUUGAGUUGAAGGAAGUUGCAGUCUCAUUGGGGAGGUGCCCACAUAUACAUAUACAUACAUGUGUACAGAAAUAAAAAAUGGCAAUCCAGGACAAUAUGUGCCUAAGUACAAGCUAGAAGGAUUUAAAGGAGGGAGGCAAGGAGGGGUAGAUUGUCUGUGCUGGGGGAGAGAGUUGCCAGGGAAGGCUUUUCAGAGGAAGAAGAUGAGGGGGGCUUAAAGGAUGAGUUGGAAUUUGGAAAGGAGUUUGG